GUUUGCCCCCCACUCGUCACAAACAAACGCUUCUCUGCACAUCGUGACUGCUCUGUGCGCUUAUAGUAGGCUCGCACCUUGUAUUCUUUCGCAAUCAUUUGUAUGUGACAGUGAUUUCAUUUACUUGGUAAAUAUUUUCGACUAGUUUACAGUUUUAUCGCGAUCGUGACUUACAAUAUAAUUCAAUUCAUGUGCACAACCUCGUACAGUGGUGGAGCAAACUGAAAGAGUUUGACCAGUCGUAAAUACCUGAAAGGACCACCAAGAUAAGAACCACUGAGCUGGCAGUUUAUCAGCCAAAAUGAAGACCAUCUAUAUCAUCUGUCUUUUUUGCUCAGCUACGUUGGCAGAUGGAAACAAGUUGAUGAAGAUAGAAGGAUUUCAGGGCAGAAAUGUCUCCUUCCAGUGCUCACACAGACUUGCAUGGGCGUAUGAUAAAUACUUUUGCAAAGAUCCAUGUGGGAGCGAGAAAGACAGGCUGGCUACUGUAAAAUCUGGUGGAAGAGCAGAGUCCGGGAGGGUAACUCUGGUGGAUUCUGGAGAUGGAUCCUUCACUGUGACCUUGAGUCAUCUCCAGCUGUCAGACUCACAUCAGAAAUAUUGGUGUGGAGUGGACAGGCCUGGUUUGGACACAUACACUCAGAUACAGCUCACAGUAAAGAAAGCUGUUGAAACUGAGACACCUGAUGUUCCUACCACAUGGACAUAUCAGAAUACCAACACAACACAGUUAACAACUGGAACAGACACCAUUAAGCCUACAAAACCUUCAAUGGAAUCAUUCUCCACUAAAGAACAACCUAAAAUCAGCACAGGCACCAUUGUGUAUGCUGCAGUCGGGGGCAUUGCUAUGGCAUGUCUCCUGAUGCUGACAGUAUGCUUCAGGAAGUACAGAAAAACCUCAAAACCUCAACUACAAGUUUGCUUCAACAACACAGAUGUCAGCAGUGUGCAUCAACAAGAGGGAGCAGAGCAUCUUCAGAAGUUACCUGGGCGUUCCUCUAUUCAUACACACCAUCAAAGACUGGACCCACCAGCAACUGAACCAACAGAAACGACAUCUAGCCUGCACCUUCAUAUCUAUGAGAACAUAUCUGUGUCCAAACUUGCUGCAGCUUCAGAACAUCCACCCACAGAGCAUCAAAAUGACCACGAUAAUAACUCUGGGAUCUACAUAAAUCCUUUGCCAGAUGUAAUAUCUGAAAGAACAGGUGUUAGCAAGUGUAGGAAACACAGAGAUAAACCUUUGACAUCCAAAAAUACAACGAGCGGUACUAAUAGUGCAUCUCCUUGUGUCUCCAGAGCCCCCUGUGAAUCCACCGAAGAGAAGCCCAGAACACUUUGGUUUGGUUUAGAUUUAUCAGGAGUAAAUCAGAGUUGAUCUCAAAGAUAGAAUGUUUUUCUGACAGUUAUAGGCAAAACCUAUUUCCAUCAUUAUAAGCUUUUACACUAAAUGGUGCUGUUAAGUGUUUUGAUUACACAUGUGGUUUAAUAUGUGUCUUAAUCAAAUUUACCUUACACUGGAGAAAAAAAAUGUGUGUGAACUACCAUUUGACACUGUUAAUAUUUCUAAGUAAGUUCAGGGGAAGUGCUGGACUACAUCCCUAGUGAAUGAAUACAUUUAGCAGCUAGACUGCAUAUUUGCCUUUGGUGUGAGUUUGUAGUAAAAGUGAUUUGUACUUUUUCACUUAGUUAGUUGUAGUAAUGAUGUAGUUCUGCAUUUGUGAUACAUGUAGUGUAUUUUGAGGUUGAUGCUUAUCUGGAAGCAUUUUGUGGGAGGGUAGUUUCAGUAGCUCCCUUUAAAAAAAAUAAAAAUAGAGGUCACCACAGGAAACGCAUGUAUUCCGAUGACUCCUAGUGGUCAUGUGAAUAAAGACACGUUGGCAGUGAGGGCUGAUAUAAAUAACCAAAUAUGAACUUCCUGUACCUUACUACAAAAAAAAUCAUAUUUUUGUAAUAUAAUGUCACACUGAUGCCUAGCUUUCAAUGCAGCAAAAAAAAAAAAAGCUGUUUCAAGAUGCCGUAAUUUAUUUGUCAAAAAGACAGUGACUUGUUGACAGUACAUCUAACAUAAAAACAAAGACAAAAUUAAUAAUUUCCAACUGGAAAUAAGCCAUGAAACAGUUUCAAAAAGAUGCAGCAGAGAGAAACAAACAAAAAUGUUGAACCCUCUAAGCUUUUUGUUUAAUGCUUUCUAUAAAUAAUAGUUUCAUGUACUUUGUCUAAAAAACUAAAUCUUCUACUUAAAUGUCUGCUUGGCAAACCUAUUUGGCCAACCAAGUCUUGUUAAUCAUGCCUGUUAACAUGCAAAUACCCCUAAUUAAUACGAAUACUUAAUAAAUGCUAUA
This is a messenger RNA of Haplochromis burtoni (Burton's mouthbrooder), 2348 nucleotides long. RefSeq lists its product as uncharacterized. NCBI's taxonomy places the organism in Eukaryota, Metazoa, Chordata, Actinopteri, Cichliformes, Cichlidae. Bases 302 to 1381 code for a protein of 359 amino acids. The transcript has 6 exons. The record is from RefSeq and is a predicted model, not a curated record.